UUAAAAAUUGCGACCAUUGUAAUUUUUGUGAUAUUGCAGAAUAAAAUUUUCGAUGGGCCAAAUCAAAUCGGCUGUUGGCUUCCCAACAGUUCAAAAAUAUAUUAUUUCAGACGUCAGUCUGGAAACAAAAUAUCAAGAUGGUAAAAUUUGCUACCAUAAGGCAUUUUUCCGUACUGCUACGCACGAUUUCUCCUCUGGGAAUUGGUACUACAUACUUCCCUGGCAAAACUUGAAAUAGAAAAUAAAUAGGAAAAUAUUAACCGGACUGUCGGAAUGGGGUUUUUAUUACUCGUGUUGUUGGCCAAUUCUCACCCUCAGCUCGAAGGCCAAUUCCACACGAAUAAAAAAAACCGCAUCCCAUCAUCAAUUAUUCUUAAAAAAUAAUUCCCUGAGGAUUCUUAAGGCCUUAUCAUUGAACAAUUAUUUCCAUUUCACUGAAUGGAAAAUAUUAACCAUGCCUUAUAAAUAACGAAUCCAUUCUUAUCAACAUUUACUGAAGUUAGACACUAUUCCCUUGAUAAUUACACGUCACUUGUUAAUUAUUUAUUUAUAGACUGUCAAUUUCAUGAGUCUUCAUAAGCAUCGAUAGUUUUAAACUAGUUUCCACUUUUUAUAGAUCUUUUUUAAUUAUUUUAAGACCGAACAUAUACAUCAAAGUUGAUCAAACCUAUUUCUGAAUGCUAUGGAAAUUUGAUGAUGAGCAAAAAUGUAUUUUGCCAAAUAUAAAUCCCCUAAGACCGAAAGUAUACCAUAUAGAUUCUUCAAUACUUGGAAUGAGAGAUAUCCCCGGAAUGAAUCAAUAUUCUUUGAACCAAGACAAGACACAGGCCUCACCGAAGUUCUACAUGAUAUUGGGACCACAGAUAUGGCAAUUGGGGAUGCGACAGCCGAGAUCAUGAAUACAACCACUGGUUCUAUUCCAAAUGUUUGGUAUGAUUUGGGCGAAACAACAGUCAAUUCUUCGAUAAAAUCCAUGAAGUCUGAGAUUCUGCCGAUUGUAUCCACUUCAACAACGAUCGUCACCGAAAUUCAAACAGAGACAGAAAUUAACAACGACAAAACUUUAUUCACCAUUCUGGCGAUGUGUUUGAUCGUUACGGUGCUCCUCUGUCUUAUUAUUAUGUGUACAAUAGCCGUAUCAAGGAGACGCUCCUCAACUUCCAGUGAACUAAAUUGUGACCCAGAUUGUGUUGGGGCGAAACGACCAUUAUUGAGUAGACCAGGAAAGUUUUCAAGGUCGACGAGUAAGAGUAGUAUUUUGGGAAGGCACUAAAAAUUGUUUAUAAAAAAGUUCAAGUUGUUUUGCUAGUCGCAAACCUAACCUGGAAU
This is a messenger RNA of Fopius arisanus, 1329 nucleotides long. RefSeq lists its product as uncharacterized. The record is from RefSeq and is a predicted model, not a curated record. Lineage: Eukaryota; Metazoa; Arthropoda; Insecta; Hymenoptera; Braconidae. Bases 707 to 1273 code for a protein of 188 amino acids. The transcript is spliced from 3 exons.